This is a messenger RNA of Galleria mellonella (greater wax moth), 3035 nucleotides long. RefSeq lists its product as uncharacterized. Gene Ontology annotation, molecular function: nucleic acid binding. The record is from RefSeq and is a predicted model, not a curated record. The transcript is spliced from 2 exons. NCBI's taxonomy places the organism in Eukaryota, Metazoa, Arthropoda, Insecta, Lepidoptera, Pyralidae. The coding region runs from base 1410 to 2846 and encodes 478 amino acids. Gene Ontology annotation, biological process: DNA integration.
CAUGAUGAAUACACCUGGAAGGGGGGAAGGGAUUGUUAGCAAUGGAGUUUGACAGCCCCAUUGCUAGCAAUAUGCCCUAUCAGGUCAACCUCCGCGUGGUUCCCCCUGGAAACCAUCGUGAACAAUUCUCGUUGAAUUCGUCACGAUGGGCUAACUGACCUGUGUCAUCCUCAUCUAUCAUCCUUCACUGGUGCCCUGCCGGUGUAUACCGAUAGCGCGGGUGGGGUUACUAUUUCAUUAUCACCCAUAAAAAAAAAAAUACACAUGGAAUUCAGUACAAUGGUUUCCAGAGCGACCACGUAGAGGUCGACCUCACCUAUAUAGUUAGCAAUGGGACUAUUACCCAUUACUAACAAUCCCUCCCCCUAAAAUUAUUAUAAUAAAUAUGAAAAUAAAAAUUACAUAAUUAAAAUGCACAUUGUUUAAACAUGCAUAGAUGUGUAAAAACUCUGGAAGAGAGAAAUUCCCUAACACAAGUAUUUAUAGCCCAUAUUUUUGAACUGUAGUAAAAAAUAUUAUUGUUUCAGCAUUUAAAUAUACAUAGCAUACCGGUCUUCUUUUUCGGAACAGAAAUGAGCCGGCGUUAAGUCAUUUGUACCUUUUUUUAGUUUUAUUAUUCCUUCAUACUUACAAUUUGCCGAUUUUAUUUGAGUCGGCCAUUUUGUUUUGUUUUUUUUUUGUACAUUCUCAGUAAUAAAUGAAAUAGGAUGAAAUAAAUUCACUAAAAUUCCAUUGUUUUUUUUUUUCUACCAAAAUGCAACUAUCCGGUCUGGUGGCGGCUUUGUGUACCAGGUAUAGAUUUAUUUACGAUACCAUGACUCGCCCCCCAAAAUACAAAGAAUUAAAAAUGUAUAAGUAAAAUAACCUUGUAGCUUUCGACCAUUUUUAAAUGAAAUCCAAUAUAUAUUUUAUUUUAAACAGACAUAGGCGUUCAUAGGCUACGGUAACCACUUACCAUCAGGUGGGCCGUAUGCUUGUUUGCCACCUUAUUGCCAACCAGUCUACACUAUUCGUACUUUACAACAACCUACAACGCUUAAGCAAGUUUUAAAUACAUACAAAUCUCUUUUUGAUGAUCAAUUGGGUAAAGUCAAGAACUAUGAAGUGAAUAUUCAUAUUAAACCUGGUACACAACCUAAACACCUUCCUCCUAGACCUGUCAAGUUCUCUUUGAAAAAGAAUAUCGAAAUAGAAUUGAAGCGGCUCGUGGAUACUGGUAUAGUAACUGAAGUAGAUCCUAAUAUAACUCCUGUCGAAUGGGCAACGCCUACUGUCAAUGUGAUAAAGACUAAUGGCCAAGGACUCGACGGAAUCUGCCUAAGUUAUGUAACAACCGUCUAGUACGUUGGGCCCUUCUGAUUGGCAGCUAUAACUACGAUGUUGUAUUUACAAAAGGCAAACUUAACGUCAUGGCCGACUAUCUCUCACGAAUGCCCAACCCUCACAAAAAACCCUCAUUAUCAGAAGUUUUGAUUCAUAAAAUAGACACACGUCACCAAAUGGGUAAGCUACAUGACCUACCUAUAUCUGACAUUCUGAGAAACGAAGUUAAGAAAGAUCCUAUUGUUAAAAAAGUCAAUGAAUUUUUAAAAACUGGUUGGCGCCUAGAUAAUUUGUCAGAAGAAUUGAGACCAUAUUUACGAAAACGUUGUGAGUUACCAUUAGAAGACAAAAUUCUGAUGUGGCAUGGUCGUAUUGUUGUGCCCUAUUCAUUGAGGAACUCUGUAAUGAAAUUUCUUCACAAAGGGCAUCCAGGAAUAUCUGCCAUGAGAGCUCUGGCUCGUCAUUAUGUUUGGUGGCCUUCAAUCGAUGAGGAUAUUGACAUGUGGGUUAAAAGAUGCAGCAAUUGUCAAGAAAACCGCCCUAACAUAACAGAGUUACCGGUUUACUCGUGGUCUAUCCCUGAUGAUCCAUGGGAGAGGGUUCACGUUGAUUUUGCGGGUCCUUUUGAAGGCAAAUUUUGGUUAGUGCUCUGUGACGCACUAUCUAAAUGGAUUGAAAUUAAACCAAUGUCUACGAUUACUACAACUAAGCUAUGCAAUGAACUAGAUACAAGUUUCACUUCUUUUAGUCUCCCACAAAUUAUAGUCUCGGACAAUGGCCCUCAAUUUACAUCUCAACAAUUUCAGGAAUACUGCAAAUGCAACGGUAUUAGACACGUUAAGUCAUCGCCUUAUCAUCCUAGGACGAAUAGUUUAGCAGAAAGGCUAGUUCGAACUUUAAAAACCAGAAUGUCAGCUAGUACAUGUGAUGAGUUAAGUUCAAAAAAACGUUUGGAAAACUUUCUAUUCACCUAUAGAAUUACGCCUAGAACUGAUACCGGUAAAUCACCAGCAGAAAUUCUAUUAGGGCGGCAACUACGUUGUCUUUUAGACAACAUUAAACCUAAUCCUAGAAGAUCCCUUCGCUACAGACAAUUUCAAGCUAACAUAGAACACGACAAGGAAAUGUUUUAUAAUCCGGGAGAAAAUGUCUAUGUACGUUCUAGAGAUGAUAAGUAUUGGAAACCUGCCACAGUAACCCGACGCACACACCGUUAUUCUUACUUAAUUAAUACCCCUGUUGGAAUGAAAAAGUUCCAUGCUGAUCAGAUAAGGAAGCAAAUCAUUGAAGAACAUUUAUCUCCACCUAAUAAUACUCAAGAUAGCCAAGGCAUGCAACAAAAUAUACCAACAUGUUCAAAAGAAAGAAAUUUACCCUUAGCUUCAACACAGCCAGUUGUUCAAGCUCAAUUUGAAAUAAUACCCAUGAGGUGCAACGACAAAACGCCGAAGUACUCAACUAAGAUGGCAUUUAAACCUAACGUUCUUGAAAGGAGUAGUUUACCACCUACAGUCGAAGGGUAAACACGUAGUAGUGGUACAUCCGCAAUUGACGAAAGACGUAGUAGGCGAGUUGUCAAACCACCCCGACGUCUUAUCGCAGAGAUGUCCUAGUCUUGUUAGGGGUGGACGAAUGUUAUAAACUCUUUGCUACUGUUUUCUAAAUGUAUGUUUUUAUGACGUGCAUUGUCAUUGUAUUAUUAAAGAUUACGU